Messenger RNA from Salvia splendens (bonfire salvia), 2320 nucleotides. RefSeq names its product DELLA protein GAI. The transcript has a single exon. Lineage: Eukaryota; Viridiplantae; Streptophyta; Magnoliopsida; Lamiales; Lamiaceae. The coding region runs from base 147 to 1751 and encodes 534 amino acids. The record is from RefSeq and is a predicted model, not a curated record.
UCCGCCGGGACAUCCCCACUACUGUGGAUGCUCUGAAUUUCAUGACUUUCGAGUUUUAACUCACCCACUUGCACUCUUCCAUGUUUCUUCAACCAAUUGCCCACAACUAAUUUCCUUUUUCCAAACUAAAAAAUAUCCCUCCAAAAAUGAAGCGAGAUCGUGAUCGCGGCAAGGCCGCCGCCUCCGCCAAACCCUACAUGUGGCCGGACCCUCAGCCCGACGCCGGCAUGGACGAGCUCUUCGCCGUGCUCGGAUACAAAGUCAAGUCCUCCGACAUGGCUGACGUCGCCGAGAAGCUCGAGCAGCUGGAGAUGGCCAUGGGCACCACCGCCGAUGACGGCGUUUCCGUCUUCGCCGACGACACCGUUCACUACAACCCCUCCGACCUCUCCGGCUGGGUCGACAACAUGCUCACCGAGUUCACCGGCGAAUCUUCCACAACCAAUUUCGCCGGCGAAGACGAUUUGCGCGCGAUUGCAGGCGUCGCCAUUUUCGACAGCACUGAUUCGGAAAACAGCUGCAAGAGGAUGAAGGCGGCGGCGGCUGACGUCAGAUCUGAAUUCGGCGAGGAUUCAUCAGCGGUGAAGCAGCAGCAGCCGCGGGCGGUGGUGGUGGACUCGCAGGAGACGGGUGUGCGGCUCGUGCACACGCUCAUGGCGUGCGCGGAGGCGGUGCAGCAGGAGAAUAUGAAGCUGGCCGACGCGCUGGUGAAGCACGUGGGGCUACUCGCGGUGUCGCAGAUCGGCGCUAUGCGGAAAGUCGCCACUUACUUCGCCGAGGCUCUGGCGAGAAGGAUUUACAAGAUCUACCCGGAGGAGCCGCUUGAUUCUUCCUUAUCCGAUAUUUUGCAGAUGCAUUUCUACGAAACCGGUCCCUAUCUCAAAUUCGCGCAUUUCACGGCGAAUCAGGCAAUUCUGGAGGCUUUCGCCGGCUCGAAUCGUGUUCAUGUGAUCGAUUUCAGCUUGAGGCAGGGGAUGCAGUGGCCGGCGCUGAUGCAGGCGCUGGCUCUGCGGCCCGGGGGCCCGCCGGCGUUCAGGUUGACCGGGAUCGGGCCGCCGCACCCCGAUAACAGCGAUGCCUUGCAGCAGGUAGGGUGGAAAUUGGCGCAGCUAGCUGAAACGAUAGGCGUGGAGUUCGAAUUCCGUGGAUUUGUGACGAAUUCGCUGGCCGAUCUCGAUGCGGAGAUGCUGGAAAUUAGGGCGGGCGAUGAUGAGGAGACGGUGGCGGUGAAUUCCGUUUUCGAGCUGCAUCAGCUGCUGGCCCGGCCCGGAGCGUUUGAGAAGGUUCUGAAUUCGAUCAAGGAGAUGCGGCCGAAGAUCGUGACGGUGGUGGAGCAGGAGGCGAACCACAACGGCGGCGCGUUUCUGGACCGGUUCAACGAGUCGCUGCACUACUACUCGACCAUGUUCGACUCGCUCGAGUCAGACGGCGUCGGGGGUGGUGGUCAGGAUCUGAUGAUGACGGAGGUGUACCUGGGGCGGCAGAUAUGCAACGUGGUGGCCUGCGACGGGCCGGAGCGGGUGGAGCGGCACGAGACGCUGGAGCAGUGGCGGGCGAGGAUGGGCUCGGCCGGGUUCGACUCGGUCCAACUCGGAUCCAACGCGUUCAAGCAGGCGAGCAUGCUGCUCGCCCUCUUCUCCAGCGGGGAGGGCUACAUGGUGGAGGAGAGAGACGGGUGCCUGAUGCUCGGGUGGCACACUCGCCCGCUAAUCGCCACCUCAGCGUGGCGGAUAGCGGCUGCGGAAGACUGAGUCGACUCAGUGAGUGGUGCAGGGAAGGCCACCGCGAGUUGUACAAGUGAGAGUGAGAGCAUCUCCAAUCAUACUGCAAAUCCCAUCUAUGCAGUAGAUUGGAGCUCCAACCAUACUAAAAAACGCAUCCCAAAUCAGCUUUUUUUUGCGAUUUUGAACAGUGACGACCCAUAUAUGGCGUUGCACUGUAGCAAACGCAAAACCCAUUUUAUAAUUUCUGAAAUUGCAUUCACACCCUCCUUGUUUGAGUAUGUUUCGAAUAGAGCAAGUAUAUCAAGGUAGAAGUGAGAGCAGAAAAGUUUGGGGAAGAAGAAGAACAUGGUUUGAUGAAGAAGAACACGUUUGGGAAGAUGAUGAACAGUAAUGGUUUUAUUUUUUAACUGUAAAUGGGCUUCAUUAAUAUUUCAACUACAUUUCAACAAAUGGGCUUCAUUAUAUAGAGAUGUGGCAGUGUAUUUCGUUUUACAUACAUACACAGUGCAUUUUAUUGAUUGUAAAUUUUUAAUGUAUUCUAAUUGUAAAUUGUAAUUGUAUUCUAAUUGUAUUUUAAUUCUAUUUCAUUUUACAUA